This is a messenger RNA of Ixodes scapularis (black-legged tick), 2275 nucleotides long. It is a transcript of the gene Lsd-2, whose product is annotated as lipid storage droplets surface-binding protein 2. The coding region runs from base 448 to 1701 and encodes 417 amino acids. NCBI's taxonomy places the organism in Eukaryota, Metazoa, Arthropoda, Arachnida, Ixodida, Ixodidae. Gene Ontology annotation, cellular component: lipid droplet; cytosol. Gene Ontology annotation, biological process: positive regulation of triglyceride storage; lipid storage. The transcript has 6 exons. The record is from RefSeq and is a predicted model, not a curated record.
AAGCCCAGUCAAGUCGGUCAAACAAAAUGGCGUCGGGUUUUUAAUUUUCUCCUCGGUUUUUCUCGAUUUUCUCCACGAUAUCUCUUGUCUUCCUAGUUCGGGGAGUUCUAGAAGCUCUAGAAAGGAACACUUACUGCAUUACGCAAGGCCGUACAAUGUUUGGAUCAGUACCGUCAUUACAAAGGCUCGCCGCAGCUAAAAAUAAGCUCUACUCGAACAUCACAUGGCAGACACGUGAUUCUCCUAGCACGUCACUGUACAGAGAGAGAGGAAAAGAAAGAUAACUGACGUCAAAUGCUACAGAGAAGGGCGAGAGGGAGUCGGCGUCUUCAUAAGCCACUUUGACGAGUUUCCUCGUGCUUUCAUCAGUAUUCACGUCCCCUCGGAGUCGUCUCGCACGGAAGCACUACGAGCCGAAGCGAAGGAAGCAUCGCUCACUUUGCCGCAAUGCCGGAAGUAACUGAAACGCCCCGGGCUGCCGCCGCUGCCGCCGCCCAAUACCACUUCAUCGGCCGCCUGUACGAGUUGCCGGCGGUCGCAAGCGCCUGGGAGACCGCCGCUCAAUCCUACAUCCGCGUCAAGGGUAGCAAUGGACUGCUGGCGUACGCGAUCGACACCGCCGAGAAAUCGGCGGCACUGGCUGUCGAGCGCGGUCUGCCCGUCGUGAACAAGAUCGCCGGCACCCCGCUGAACUACGUGGACGGUCUGGCGUGCAAGGGACUCGACAAGCUCGAGGAAGCUUAUCCGGGCGUCAAGAAGAACGCGCCCGAGCAGAUCGUGGCGGACGCCGUGGACUUCGGUCGGAAGAAGUACGGCGAUGUCAAGGAGUACGGCUUUGCCAAGAUCAACGGUAUCAAGACUGCCUCGGCCGACACUAUUCAGCUGGUUGGACACCCGGUUCAAACAAUGACCCUGUGCAGUAACCAGAUCCUGACCUACACGAAGCAGGCGCUUGAAGCUACGGAAACCACUCUGGAUCAGCACAUCACCUCUCUGGGAUUAGAGGCGACCAAGGCCACGCCACGCGACCCGGAGCACUUGGCGCUCGUGGAACGUCUGGACAGCAUCUCCAAGAAGGCCACGACAUGCGCCACAAAGCACGCGGCCAAUCAGCUCGCGGCGCUCCAGCGCUAUGCGACCGACUCACUGACCCGCUUCCAGGUGGCGCUGCAGCUCAUAGAAAACAUGAGGGAGCACCUUGGCACCUCUAACCAACCGUUUCAGGAGACUCUCGCCAAGAUGAGCCUCGGGUCGGCUUGGCUGCAAGACCUCCUCAACAACACGUCGGAAUCCGGAGUGAAUUUUCAGAAGAACAUCUUGGAAGCCGCACAAGGUGCCCUGAGCGCCUUGACGGCAGCCCUCCAGAAGCCAGCCCUUCUUGUGCGUGGCAUGUCCGCCCAGGCUCAGGACGCCUACACCCGUCUGCUCUCGUCCGCCUCCGACAUGCUGCAGACGAUCACUGGCGUGAACAACAUAGGAGAGCUCACUUCCACGACCGUUGGCGCCCUCCAGCAGCAGGCGACGCAACUGCAAUACUCCAUUCGCCAUUUCACGUCACUCGGUCUCAGCUGGCUGGCCUCCCUCCCGAUCGUCGAGCGUCUCGUUCCGGCCGCCGCAACCGAAAUGAAGUCCAUGGGGUCGGAGACCACGCAGUCGCUGAGCUCCUCGGACGCAGAGUCCUCGUCCGACGAGUCGUCCUAGUAGUUUUGCCCGCCACCGCGCAGUCGACGUCUAGAGCUUUCGUGCUAUCGUAGCGUGGAUGCCGAUGUUUAGGUGCGCAUCAUUUGCGGUCUAGAUCAGGGGUUCUCAAACAUUUUCGUACCAGGGAACCCCAGUAAGCCCCAAAAAGUCCCAAAGAACCUUUCUUGUUGCCAACCGAUAACACUCGGCAAUAAAGGCAUUGAGAUAGCGAAGGAGAGUUUGUUGCGUUGACAAAAUGAAACAAAACUGAGGGCUACAGACAGAAUAAGAUGGCAUGAGGCUUAACCUGGGGUUCAGCGUAAAAUAUGUAUAUGUAUUAGUGCAAAGAGCGAGGUUGCUUUGCCUUCAACACAAAUUCGAUCCGUGGCUCAGUUCGUGGAAGGUUAAACUAGGGGGCGGUAAAUUAGGGGAAAACCCAAGUUUGAGAACCCCUGUUCUAAAUGUUUGCUGCCAAAAGGCAGGUAUAAUACGAGUUUUUUAGCCUGUUUAUAAGAAUGGCUGUUGCCUGUUUUUUAUCUGAUACCCACGCAUUUGUGUAAUAAAGUGUGCACUGCACGGGAGUGGUUUCCUUUUC